AUGGAUGACCCAGAAGCCACUGUUUCCGAGCCGGUGUCCGUCAAUUCUUCAACAGAAGCAUACUGCCAUUUACACGAGAGUUACAAGUAUAUUUUGCUACCUGUAACCUAUGGUAUGGUGACUGUGAUCGGGCUGUUGCUGAAUGGGGCCCUUCUGUGGCAGUGCUUGCGGAGUCGCCCCUGGAGCUGCUCUACGGUUUACCUCGUCAAUCUGGCAGUGGCAGACCUGCUCUACCUGCCUUCCUUGCCUUUACUCACAGUCAGUUACGCCAUGAGGGGCAAAUGGAUUUUUGGCAACGUCGCCUGCAAAGCGGCGCGCUUCCUUUUCUACGCCAAUAUGUAUGGCAGCAUUUUAUUUUUGACUUGUAUCAGCGUCCAUCGCUUCUUGGGAGUCUGCUAUCCCAUCAGGUCUCUUCCGUACAGAACCAAAGAGCGGGCUGUGUGGGGGUCGGCGCUGUCCUGGGGUGUGGUGCUGAUCGAACUUUUUCCAACUCUCGUCUUUUCGCGCAGUGUUGUAGUAGACAACUUUACGAUAUGCUACGAUGUUACCAGCCCGUCUCUCCUCUUCGUUUAUUUUCCUUACGGGAUAACUUUGAUCAUCACUGGAUUUUUUAUCCCAUUUCUCAUCAUUUUCUCGUGUUACUGGUCCAUGGUGAAGGUUCUUUCGAGAUCGCAGGAGCGCAUCACGGUGGGGAAGGAGAUCCGCUCCAAGUCCAUUCGCACGAUCCUGGUGGUGUGCACAGUUUUUGCGCUCUGCUUCGUACCUUUCCACAUCACGCGCUUUGCAUAUCUUUUUAUCGGUGCCUAUAAGGGAAAAGACUGCGGCUCCUUGAACUUUGUCGUGUUGUCCUACAAAAUCUGGAGGCCCAUCGUGAGUUUCAACAGCUGCAUUAGUCCUGUUUUAUACUUUUUAGUGGCGAGAAAAAACAGAAAACUCAUGUUAAAUCUUGGAAAAAAUAAAGUGAAUCCUUCACCAUAAAAAAGUUUCCCAAAGGAAAUGCAACGUCAGAAUAAAAAUCAGUAUCAACGAAGUGCCAAUUUGUGGCCCAUUGAAAAAACUUAUUUAUUCAUGAUUUCAUUUAAAAGCAUAAUCCUAAAACGAGUACCAAUGACUAGACUGCUUAAAAUGCUGUUCCAGCCACCCUUCCUCAUUUUAAUUCCAACUACAUGAAAAAAAUGGGAGUUUAAUGUCAUCAAAAUGGCACCUUUAGACUCCUUUGAAAAUCAGUGCAAUUUAAAAUUUCUCAUUGUGAAUUGUAAAAAUGUAAAUAUUGUUUUCAAUUUACAAACGUCAGCUAAACAUCGAUAUGGACAGUUAAUAUAAAAGUUUAAAAAGAGAAAAGAAUCUCUACAUUUUCUGAAUUCACUUUUCAUUUCAAGGUGACAGAACAGCAGCACCUCCCAUCAGUGGCUUCUAGGAAAGGACUCCAGUCAGGAUGUGAAAAGAACAGGUGGCUUUUGUUUUGGGGUGUACUGGACACAUGCAAACUCUGUAAGAACAACAAGGUUGGGAAUCAAAUCCAUGUUCCCUGAACUGUGACUAAAGUGCACUGUUUUGAGUAAGCAUGUUAUAUAAAGUAGAUGUCAAACUAUAUAGUACGAUACAAACAAGCAACAAACAUGCUAGCACUUGCCAGUCUUACUUUUAAAGAAGCAUGGAAAAAUGUUAAUUGAAAUGAGGGCUGGACAAGUAUAAUAAUAAUGAUAAUUCAUUACAUUUAUAUAGCGCUUUUCUCAGUACUCAAAACGCUAUCCACACAGGGAGGAACAGGGAAGCAAACGCAAAAUCUUCCACAGUCACCUUACUGCAAAGCAGCAGCACUACCACUGCGCCACCUGUGAUGGAUUAUGCAAACACACAACACAAUUUGUGGAGGUGAAUAGCCUUGGAACGUUUAGCUACUGUGAAAAGUGGGGUGGUGGCCUGUUUUACCAAAAUAAAACCAACCGUUAGCAUCCUUCUUCCCCCCAUUUAUUUGCUAUUAGUAAUCAAACUACUUCACUGCAGACUAAACCAGUACCAAUUAAACAUGAAUUGGGUAAAGUGCAAGAUUGUAUUUUGUUUGUUGCUUUUGUUUUUAACUAUUAAACA
Molecule: messenger RNA, 2091 nt
Organism: Polypterus senegalus (gray bichir)
Lineage: Eukaryota; Metazoa; Chordata; Cladistia; Polypteriformes; Polypteridae
Product: P2Y purinoceptor 3-like
Exons: 1
Coding region: 1-978 (325 amino acids)
Biological process (GO): G protein-coupled receptor signaling pathway
Cellular component (GO): plasma membrane
Molecular function (GO): G protein-coupled receptor activity
Source: RefSeq, a predicted model, not a curated record